Trypanosoma grayi is the source of this 1551-nucleotide messenger RNA. RefSeq names its product putative ATPase beta subunit. Gene Ontology annotation, molecular function: proton-transporting ATP synthase activity, rotational mechanism; ATP binding; ATP hydrolysis activity. The coding region runs from base 1 to 1551 and encodes 516 amino acids. The record is from RefSeq and is a predicted model, not a curated record. NCBI's taxonomy places the organism in Eukaryota, Euglenozoa, Kinetoplastea, Trypanosomatida, Trypanosomatidae. The transcript has a single exon. Gene Ontology annotation, biological process: proton transmembrane transport; proton motive force-driven mitochondrial ATP synthesis.
AUGCUGACGCGCCUUCGUAGUGCUGUUCUGCGCGGUGCCGCUGGUGCGCGUGCCGCCUCCGCUGGCGGUGCCGUCGCCGACCAUAAGGGCCGCGUCGGGUACGUGUCACAGGUCAUUGGCGCCGUCGUCGACGUCCACUUUGCUGAGGGUGUGCCGCCGGUGCUGACCGCCCUCGACGUGGUGGACAACCUCGGCCGCGAUGAGGCGCUCACGCUGGAGAUUGUGCAGCACUUGGACGCCCACACUGGCCGAUGCAUUGCGAUGCAGACGACAGACCUGCUGAAGCUCAAAUCAAAGGUAGUAUCGACGGGCGGCAACAUCUCCGUGCCGGUCGGUCGCGAGACGCUUGGCCGCAUCUUCAACGUGCUGGGUGACGCCAUUGAUCAGCGUGGUCCUGUUGGGGAGAAGCUGCGCAUGCCCAUUCACGCUGUCGCGCCUAAGCUAGCCGACCAGGCAGCCGAGGACACGAUUCUCACCACCGGCAUCAAGGUGAUUGACCUCAUUCUGCCCUACUGCAAGGGUGGUAAGAUCGGUCUCUUCGGUGGCGCCGGUGUGGGCAAGACCGUCAUCAUCAUGGAGCUCAUUAACAACGUGGCCAAGGGGCACGGUGGCUUCUCCGUCUUCGCUGGCGUCGGCGAGCGCACCCGCGAGGGUACGGACCUGUACCUGGAGAUGAUGCAGUCCAAGGUCAUUGACCUGAAGGGCGACUCCAAGUGCGUGCUGGUGUACGGGCAGAUGAAUGAGCCCCCGGGCGCGCGUGCGCGUGUUGCGCAGUCGGCCCUGACGAUGGCAGAGUACUUCCGUGAUGUGGAGGGGCAGGACGUGCUGCUGUUUAUCGACAACAUUUUCCGCUUCACUCAGGCCAACUCGGAGGUGUCUGCCCUUCUCGGCCGCAUUCCCGCCGCCGUCGGCUACCAGCCCACACUCGCAGAGGAUCUCGGUCAGCUGCAGGAGCGCAUCACGUCCACAACGAAGGGUUCCAUCACGUCCGUGCAGGCUGUGUACGUGCCGGCUGACGAUAUCACCGACCCCGCGCCGGCCACAACCUUCUCGCACUUGGACGCAACGACGGUGCUCGACCGUGCGGUGGCGGAGUCCGGCAUUUACCCCGCCGUGAACCCGCUGGAGUGCGCGUCGCGUAUCAUGGACCCCGAUGUGAUCAGCGUUGACCACUACAACGUGGCGCAGGAUGUGGUGCAGAUGUUGACCAAGUACAAGGAGCUGCAGGAUAUUAUUGCCGUGCUUGGUAUCGACGAGCUGAGCGAGGAGGACAAACUGAUCGUGGACCGCGCCCGCAAGGUGACGAAGUUCCUCUCCCAGCCCUUCCAGGUCGCGGAGGUCUUCACAGGCAUGACAGGCCAUUACGUGCAGCUGGAGGACACCAUCGAGUCCUUCUCCGGCCUGCUGAUGGGCAACUACGACCAGGUGCCAGAGAUGGCCUUCUACAUGGUGGGUGGCAUCAACUCCGUGCUGGAGAAGGCGAAGAAGAUGGCGGAGGAGGCGGCAGAGCUCGAGAAGAUGCGCCGUGCCCGCGCCGCGCAGGCCAACUAG